This is a messenger RNA of Quercus robur (English oak), 1014 nucleotides long. RefSeq names its product putative FBD-associated F-box protein At3g50710. The transcript has a single exon. The coding region runs from base 1 to 1014 and encodes 337 amino acids. The record is from RefSeq and is a predicted model, not a curated record. NCBI's taxonomy places the organism in Eukaryota, Viridiplantae, Streptophyta, Magnoliopsida, Fagales, Fagaceae.
AUGCCACCAAUAUGUGUGAUUUGCGAGAGCUUGAUCUCUUCUUACCUGCUUUUUCUCAUCAACCUAUUGGUGGUUCUGAAAUUGGGGGCCGAUAUUCAUCUCAAUCCUCCUUCUGCUUGUGUGUUCCCUUGUCUCAGGAUUCUACUACUAAAAUGUGUUACAUUUGCAAACCGCGACUCUCUCUCCACCAUCCUCAAUGCCUGCCCGGUCCUUCUAGAUUUGUCCCUCCAUGUGGUUGAUAAAUAUUUGAAUAAUUUAGACGAGUUCAAUGUCAUUGUACUUGUAGCUACACUGAAAAUAUUACAUUUACAUUGGAAUGUUCAGCCUUCAUUGAAGUACCUAUUCCAGAUAAACAUCCUAGCUCUCGAGUACUUUCAUUUCAGAGGUUAUUUGAACAAGGAUGAUGUGUUGGAAAAACUCCCAAAUGUGUUUGAAUGUGUCAUUCAAAUUGAGGAUUGUGAGAAGAGUGAUGAUUAUGCAAAGAGAGUAUGGGACUUCAUGGGAAAACUCUAUAAUGUUAUAUCCAUGGAAUUGAGCAUAAUUACCGCACUGAUCCUCUUCCAUGGUUCUAAUCAUGAAGAUAGUCCCACAUUUCAUAAUUUGUCCUCCUUGAAGUUUUGUGGUGACAUUUGGUUUGACUGUUAUGCGUGGCAUGUGGUACACCUCUUGCUUUGUCGGGCUCCAAAGCUACAAAUACUUACCUUUGAACAUUCAAUCUUGCUUGGCUUUAAUCUUUAUAAACCUAACCCUUGCUUGGAAGAGCCACUUAAUGUUCCUGAAUGUAUGUCAUCACACCUUACAAUGUGUCAUUAUAAAGGAUUAAGAGGGACUACGAAAGACAUGGAACUUAUUAGAAAAAUCCUGGAGGCAGCAAGAGUAUUAAAGACAAUGAAAAUCACCUUACUCAGUUAUCUAGGCUCAAAGAGAAAGCUUUGUAUUCACAAGGAAUUGAGGAAGUUUCAAAGGAGCUCUCUGAAUUGUCAAAUUGCAUUUGACGAUGGACAUUUCACAUGA